Molecule: messenger RNA, 1400 nt
Organism: Polyodon spathula (Mississippi paddlefish)
Lineage: Eukaryota; Metazoa; Chordata; Actinopteri; Acipenseriformes; Polyodontidae
Product: hydroxycarboxylic acid receptor 2-like
Exons: 2
Coding region: 124-975 (283 amino acids)
Biological process (GO): phospholipase C-activating G protein-coupled receptor signaling pathway; positive regulation of Rho protein signal transduction
Cellular component (GO): membrane
Molecular function (GO): G protein-coupled receptor activity
Source: RefSeq, a predicted model, not a curated record
CGAGAGUCCAGCUCACCGACGUGAUGCAACAGUGAAGAAUAUUGCAAAACAUCUGCCCUCUUCAACCUCACAGCACUGCGACGCUCCUUGGCCAGUGGAUUCCUUGCCGGUGUUUGGUGCACAAUGGAUUCAUUCAACCCUAACUCUACAGUGAUCUUUGACAUAUCUCUUGUGGUGUGCCAAAGGGAAUCUGCUGACUUUGCAUUCCAAGCAACGGUGGAACUGCUCACCAUGAUUGUGGGUUUUCCUGCCAAUGUGAUGGUGCUCUGGGUUUUACUGUGUAGGAAAUCUGCAGUCUCCUCAGCCGAGAUCUUCCUUCUCAACCUCGCUGUCAUGGACGCUUUAGUUUGUCUCAGUGCACCUCUUGGCACUCUUAAUUCCUUGCUGGAUGACUAUUCCAUUUUGAGAGCAACACAGUUCCAAUAUUUUAUUACCCUGGCCGGGAACCCCAUGUUCCUCUGUUGUAUUUGUGUGGAGCGCUACAUGGCUGUGCUGCACCCAGUCCAUUUCAUGCAUAUGAAGUCGCGCAGCUUCAGAGUGGAAAUCUGCACCCUGGCUUGGGCCUUCACUAUAGCAAUCCCUGUCUAUGAAGCCGCACAUCAGUUUGAGUCAUACUCGCAUUUACUGGCAGUCUACACUUCUGUCUUGCUCGUGGUCAUGGUCUUGUGUAACGUGUCUAUACUCUGGUCCCUGAUGCAGUCUGGCCCGGGGCGAGACGAGGUUCACCCCGUCAAGAAGAAAGCUUUCCAGACCGUUUUUACCACUUUCAUUAUUUCACUGCUGUUCUAUUUCCUGCCAGCAGUUUACCUUUUACAACGUUCUAUCGAGUUUAUCACUCUUCAAUGUUACGUCAUGCCGGUGUGUUCUUCCAUUGUCAUUCCAUUGCCAUUGUUCUAUCUGUACAACAUGGGGAGGUUGCCGUGUGUGCCGUUCCCGUGCUGUGCAAAGCCGAACCCAGUCCUUGAGCUCUGCUAAUCAUUGUCAUGUCAGUCGCCUCACUGAAAUCAUUUAAUACUAUAAAUACAGUAUUUCUGCGUUUUGAUUUAUCCCCAAACUUAGUUUACAGAUUAUUAAAACAUAGAUGGCUGGUUUCACAGAUCCCUCAUUAGCAAAUUUAAAUGAAAAAAAAAAACAUGACUGCUAUUAGUUAAAUUGGAAAUUGAUCAAACAUAUGUAUUUGCUCUAUCUUGUAUCUUAAUUUAGGACUGGAGACAAUUCCUGUAUAUUGUAACUUGCUCUAAACUAACUUUUUUAAUGUGAUAUUUUGUAAAAACAUAUUUUAUUAGAACACAUUUCCAAUAUCUUCUAUCUUCUCUAGUUUGUAUUUCACGCAACACAAUUCAUGUGUCAUAUUGUCGGAGAGAAUCUUUAAUUUGACACAUUUGUGUUUUUUUGCUGUG